UGUAGAUCAUUAGCAAGCUGGAACCGAUCUUUUUAUCAUUCUACAUCGAGCACCCGAAGACAGCCACAGUCAAAUUUUAUACGUGACAAAAAUGACCGAUACACGUGCAUUAGCCCAUGCCCGAGGAGCCAUGAAAAUAGCCGAAGUGGCCUUAGCUGUUGUUUGCCUUGUGGUUUAUCGCCAUUACAAUUUGAGUUUCGGUGGCACCGAUACGGCGGCAGCAGAUCGUUACAUUGUUGGAAUGGUUACAUUUGGAGGCAUGCUGCUCAUCACUGGUCCGUUGCUUCUUGCAUAUAUCCGAAACCCAGCCGGAAUUGUUAAUUAUUACACGCCGUUUCUCGAAGUUAUUUAUAACCUCAUUGGAUUCGUGCUUUUCUUAACGGUCGGAGGAUUGGUGCUGGAACAUUACAAAGGACAUUUAAAACCCCUGGAAGGCAGUGAGCCUGGAGUCGCCCUGGGGGCGAUUUGCUUGGUCAAUUCUAUUAUUUACUUGAUUGACGCUUCGUUGGCUAUUAAGCAAGGGACGGAAUAAUGCAAGUGGUGCUGCCCAGCCCAAAAGGAACCAAUUUAUUGAUUUUUGAUUUUUAAAUGUAGAUUGCUGGAAUAUGCCUUACAAAA
Molecule: messenger RNA, 618 nt
Organism: Daphnia carinata
Lineage: Eukaryota; Metazoa; Arthropoda; Branchiopoda; Diplostraca; Daphniidae
Product: protein snakeskin-like
Exons: 5
Coding region: 92-532 (146 amino acids)
Biological process (GO): septate junction assembly
Source: RefSeq, a predicted model, not a curated record